UCUGUCCCACCUUCCUAAAAACAUGGCCGCCCCCAUGACUCUCAGACGAGACUUGUUUUAUCUUACAAGGAUACUUGGAGGGAUCUCACAUUUGGGACCGAGGGCUGUGGGUGCCUGUUCAGGUCACAGGACAAACAAUAUAACCAGGUCCCUUCUCCCACUGGCAUCCAGCACUUCCUUCCACACGACGACAGUGUUUUCAUCAACGCCUUCAUCAAUCACUGUCACAGAAGAGGCCGACACGCUGUUUCAGAAGGUGUCACUGUUGGUCAAAGGUCAUGACAGAGCCGUGUUGGACAGCUAUGAGUUGUUUGCCACUACGGCCGCGAAGGAGCUUAACAUCACCAUCAAUAAAGUUCAUGAACAACCGAAGGACAUGGACAGGUUCACACUCUUGAAGUCGGUUCACAUCUUCAAAAAUCACAGGGUCCAGUAUGAAAUGAGGACACACUACCGGUGCAUUGAGCUGGCUCAUAUAACAGGCUGCACAGCACAGGUCUACCUUGAAUACGUCCAGAGGAACCUCCCUGAAGGUGUAGCCAUGGCGGUGACAAAGACCACCAUGGAGAAGGUUCCAGAUCACAUCCUUAAACCCCUGUGGGAGGACCACCCCAUUGAUAACGAGCUCAGCCAGUGAUGAGCAAUGGAUUCUUCUGAGAUGUGUUUUCUCCAGAAGAUGUGAAACAACUGCAGUAUUAGCAUAUGGUUGUCAUGGACCCGUGAGCUGCUCAUCAUAGUCUUCAUCAUUGUCAUCAAUACGGAGUUGAACACAAUAGAAAAAGGGCCAACUAAGGAACUUAUGUUCAUCAUAUCAACAUCUAAUAGUCAUUCACUGGCAGUUUUUUUUUUUCCGUGGAAAAAGUAUGGAAUAUAUUGUAUGUUUGGGGUUUUUCUUCAAUUAAUAAAUUCUGUAUUUAACUUUAACUCACCCUUUGUGCAGUUCUUUAAUCAGAAUUAUGAUUUUAAUAUAAUAAUGUUUUCGUUUAACUUCGUGCAGACAUAUUGAAUUAGUUUGAGUUAUUCGGUUGGACACAAGACACGAACACAAGACAUUUCUUUUUUGCAUUUAUUGAUUUAUUGGUAUUCAAAAAUCUUUGCGACAAAAGAGAAUUUAAUUUCACAUCUGUCCUCUUCUUAACAGUAAAAACAUCAUGGCAUACUUUUUGAUUGAAGGCUAAUAGUUCCUGUAAUUUGAGGAGGUUUUAUGGUAAAAGUCCCCAUAUUUAUGCAGUCACUUUUCUGCCCCCUCUCCAUGUUUUACCUAAAUAUUCCAGAUCACAUUCUCAUUUAAGAUUCAUACAUGAAUACUUUGUAAUAUGCAACUAUACUUCAAAGAAGCCUAUGCAACCAUUUUAAAAAAUCUAUAUUUUUACUUCUUGGCUCAUAAUAAAUUAGCUAUUACGGUUAAAUUGGCCCAUUCCUACUAAUAGUGUUUAACAAGUAAGUGUCCCAGUAAGAUAGUCGGCAAGAAUCACUCAUCUUCUGAUGCUCGUGCAUUGCCACAAGGUGUACUCUGUCUAUUCUUGUUAGGAAUUCACAGUACAGAUGUACUUCCAUGUGAGUCUAGCAAAAAUCUGCAAUGUAUUUUUUUUAGCUAUUAAUAAAAUCGUGCCAUAACCUAUUGACCUAUAGGGAUGUGAACCUCA
This is a messenger RNA of Pseudoliparis swirei, 1646 nucleotides long. RefSeq names its product mitochondrial ribosomal protein S10 (gene mrps10). Gene Ontology annotation, cellular component: mitochondrion; mitochondrial small ribosomal subunit; ribosome. Lineage: Eukaryota; Metazoa; Chordata; Actinopteri; Perciformes; Liparidae. Gene Ontology annotation, molecular function: structural constituent of ribosome. The transcript has 7 exons. The record is from RefSeq and is a predicted model, not a curated record. Gene Ontology annotation, biological process: translation. Bases 23 to 637 code for a protein of 204 amino acids.